This is a messenger RNA of Symbiodinium necroappetens, 303 nucleotides long. The record is from the annotation of a GenBank genome assembly. NCBI's taxonomy places the organism in Eukaryota, Dinophyceae, Suessiales, Symbiodiniaceae.
AUGGGCGGACGGCUCUGCUGUCACACAAUGACGGCAUGUGCAGUACUGGGUGUCUACGAACAUGUACACGCGCAGGUUGGUGGUUGCCUCGUCCAAGAGGGGCCACAGCAUGGCGAGCUCGGAAACUGCCCACAGGCUCUUUCUUCAGGCUCAUCUUGUUUGCCAGGCUGCGAGGAGGGUUAUGUACUGGAUGGCCCGGUCAGCUGCGAUGCAGGUCAACUGCGUGGGGCUCCUACGAUGCCCAAGCAAGCUCUGUGCAUUGGGCGUCCCAACUUAUUACACUGCAUCCCCUCAUACUUCUAG